AUGACAUUGGAUAAACCAAUAGCUGUUGUAAAAUAUGUUGAUAUGCCAGUGGAUAUGCAACAAGAUGCUGUUGAUCUAUGUUAUCAAGGUAUAGAAAAUUUUAAAGAAGAAUAUGAAAUUGCAAAAUAUUUAAAAAAAGAAUAUGAAUGUAAAUAUGGAAGUAUUUGGCAUUGUAUUGUAGGUAAAUCAUUUGGUAGUUACAUCUCACAUGAAGAAGAUGGAUUUAUAUUCUUUCAUUUACACGGAUAUUAUGUGAUGCUAUUUAAAGCAGGUUAAAUGAAACUAAAAAUGUUUAUCAGUUGUUUU
Schistosoma intercalatum is the source of this 306-nucleotide messenger RNA. NCBI's taxonomy places the organism in Eukaryota, Metazoa, Platyhelminthes, Trematoda, Strigeidida, Schistosomatidae. The record is from the annotation of a GenBank genome assembly.